UGCAUCAGUAUCCAGACCUGUUUAUACCCAGGGUACGGUAGCCCUGAAUGCAACACUGUCGUAGCAGAAGCACAGAAAACAGUUGUGAUAUUUCUGUUUGUCCCCGACAAUAUUUGGAUGUAUAUCAAAAGCAAGAUCUGAACAUCGUCAACAAGGAAGUAUGGUGUCUGUACAAUACUGUAUAGUGUUCUGGGUCUGUACACUUGCAACGUGGAAUCUCAGCACAGGACUGCAAGCAAAUGGUGAAAACGUAGAGGCGUAUACAACUUACUGGGCACAUCGUUACACAACGACGUGUGGUUUUUGGUACUUGCGUCGGUGCUCAAGAUACAGCCAUAGGUCAGCCACAAAUUACAGAUGCAAAACAGGGUACAGAAGCACAGAUAACACAGACUGCCCACAUCCUAUAUGUGACAGCGAGAUCAACCCCGCUGCUUGCAACAUCGACUACAGCACAUCUCACAUCGUCCACAGUAACGGCAGCACACAGUAUAAGAGUGGAGGCACAUGUAUUUCCCCUGGGACCUGUGACAACUGUACUGAAGGCUUUUACCCCAGCAAUGAACGCUGCAGAAUGUGCAGCGCCAUCAGUAACUGUGACCUGGAGACAUGCAACAGCAGCAGCAACCAGGUGUGUAGUCGCUGUGAGGGGGUCGUGCUGAACCAGACAGGAUACAUGGCAUAUGUGGCGUCUUCUGAUAGAAGAUCAUGCAUACAGGCGUGUUCGUGGCGGAGUGACAGCACCCGGUGUUAUCCCGGGACCUGCAGAAACGAGUACGCCAGUAACUGUAACUGUUCCAGCGGCUUCACAGGGAAACAUUGUCAGACAAUAACAACGAAGCCCACAAUACACUUCAACCUCCUUAGACUGACCGCCAGCAACGGUGACACGACAGAGGCACCUCCUAACAUCAACAGUGGUCCAUCUCAGUCCUCCAGCUGGUCAAACAUCAACUCUCCAUCCAGAAUGUACUACAAUUUUACGGCAAAAUACAAAAUGGAACCACUCUCCAAACAUAACUUCACGGAAGAAUUCGGUGUGGGAAUUGUCGGUGGUUCUGCUACAUUCAAACUCAAGAGAAGUGCAGGUGUUGUCUCCACAAAGGUCUAUAACUGUGGAGGAGCCAACGGAAGCAGCCCGGACACAGACCUGUACACCUGUGAAGGAAACCCAUCAGGGGCGUCUGUACUACCUCUACCCUUCCAACACAGAGAUGUUAUGGAAUUCACUUAUUCAACAAGUAAUGGAGGGUAUGUGAAGGUCCGGGACAAGGAGAGUAACACACUAGCGACCUACUACUACAACGGUGCCACACAGACCCACACCUUUACUGUGUCCAUAGACCUGGUGGAUCCCUAUCACUGUACUGGUACUACUGCCUGUGUUGGCAGCAUGCUGACUGUUCCCGAUGUUAUCAAGACUUCCACAGUGAACCUCCGCUGGAGUGGCUGGUCAGAUGCUGAUGCAGGAGUCGACCACUUUGUGAGGGACGUGUAUGAACUCCACGCUGUUGGGGAUGUACUCAGAGAUAAACGUCGUGUUGACACUACAACGUUGACAAGCUCAACGACGUCCAACAGCUACACACUGACUACGGCGGGCGUGUACUCUGUUGUCCUAACUGCCUAUGACAAGGGAGGCAAUCACAGAAGUACAAGAAGAAUCCUGAUAUAUGAUGGUACUUCAACUGUAACAACACAAGCAAAUACAUCUCUCCGUGUGACAACAGCAUCAUCAGCAACAUCAGAGUGGCAAACUACGUCAUCAUCAGUGACAGUAGACUGGACCAACAGAUACAUCAACACAGUCCACCACAACAACAAGUGGCUCCACGGCGUGGCUUCUCUUGGUGACAUCAGUUCGGACUAUGACGAUAAGGAGGGUGACAGAAGUGUGGCUGCCAUCAACAAUGUUCAAGGUGUAACACAAUUCUUGUCGUCAUACAAAGUCGACCACCAAGGAGGGUCGUCCAUCACCAGUCCACCAGCUGAUAACCUGUUCACCAGUCAAGGUCUGAGUCAGUCACAGACCAUAACACCCUCACUAGUGGACGGGGACACUGUACGCUUCUGGAUACGAGCCUAUGACAUCAGACGGGAAUUCCUUGAAGAACAUGUGACAGUCCACAUCGACACAUCACCCCCAGUCAUAGAGAACCUUUGGCUAACCAGGGGAGACCGACUCAACAUCAGUGUACAUGGAGCAGAGGAGUUUUCCGAUAUGACAAUGGAGUGGAUUGCAUACGAUGAGCACAGUGGCUUGGAGGCGGUGUCAUGGCGUAUUGUAGAUAAAUACCAGGGUUUAGAUAUCGUGCAUGGAGUUCAGCACAUCACGGCUCAAGGGAACACAAGUAGUAUUGCUGACUGCAAGAGCGCCAACACUGAUGCCCCAAGGGGAGCUAACUGUUACUGCACGCCAGCCAUAGGUUGCUACCAUCGUCACUUCCAAGUAAAGCCCAUCGUAGUAGACAGUAGUCUCCCACAUGGAGGAAUAUUCAGCAACAAAAGCAGGGGAUCACACGACUCUGACUACUAUCUAGAGGUCACUGUAACAAACCACGCCAAGCUUACAACAAAGAUGGAGUUUAAAGUGACAAUUGAUACAAGCCCCCCUCAUCCUGGCGUUGUUCAAGAUGGUCAAUUGGGGAACCCGGAAGUGGACUACCAGCAGCAUCUCCAACUCUACGGCCACUGGGACGGAUUCUUUGACAAAGAGAGCGGAGUCAAAUUUUACCAAUAUAAAUUUGGACCUCACUGUCUCUCAGCAAAUGAAUUUGGAGUUAAUAAAUCUUCAUUUGAGGUCAGGGAAACCUAUUCCACAUCCGCCUCCUGGACAGCGCCCUCUGUCGGCAAGUAUCACGUGACAGUGGUGGCCUUCAACCGAGCACUGGAAGCAUCUGACCCAGUGUGUUCUGACGGAGUGACUGUAGACACAACACCACCCAGUGUCAGUGAGGUGGCAGUGAGAGACUCCAGGGUGAUGGAGGGGCUGGUCAAGUCAUCAGAUAAUACUGUGUGGUUCAUCGACGCCCACAGGAGACGUACCCUGGUGGUCAAUCCAGAUGGCAUUUGCAGUUCCAAGGCCACGCCAGUAGAUGACAAGAGACUGUCCCUGUUUCCAAUACAUCGGUACAACAAUGGAAGUGGGAUGCAGCUUUACAAUCCUGCGUGUGAAUCUUUACUAGCAUUGCCUGUCAGCUUCACCAACUUACUCUAUGUCUACAGGGAACACCACCUCUUCGUAAACUGGACUGGCAGUGACACUGAGAGUGGUAUCUAUGACUACGAGCUUGGGCUGAUGUCAGAUCCUUCUGGUGAAGCAGCUCCAGAUAUCCUGCCCUACACGUCUACUCAUCAUCAUCCUCAGUAUCAGGGCUACCAUCCUCGUCUCAGUGAGGGGCAACAGUUCUACAUCGCCAUCAAGGCCAUCAACAAAGCCGGCAUCUCAACUGUCAGAGUUGUUGGACCUGUCACCGUGUAUACACGAUACCCUGCAUUUACUGGAUCAGUGACAGUGACGCUGAGACACAACUAUUUGAUUGCACGUUGGCCAGAGACAGCAUUCACAGAGACAGGGUAUCUAAAAUAUGAAGCUGCAGUAGGAACUAAGGACGGCAAGUCGACAAUAAUCCCCUUCACGACGCUGCAGUCAGGAGGAGGUUGUACACUGACGUCGCCACCCACGUGUACAGCUGUCGCCCUCACAGACCUCCACUGGGACCUCCAUCACAGCCACACCUACUUUGUGUCAGUCAGAGUCACCAACAUAGUAGGACUGUCUACAGUGGCAGUGUCUGAACCCUACGUCCAUGACGUCAUGCCGCCGUUACGUGGUGUAGUAGAAGACGUUAUUCCAGCUGGAGAAGAAUCCUUGUUCACAAUACCGCGUACUGAUGACACAGACUACCAAAUAUCAACCCGAACUUUAACAGCGAGAUGGUAUGGAUUUGACAAUGGAAUAACUGCCAUUACGUACACGGUUGGAAUUGGGUCUCAGCCAUUUACAACAGAUAUCCAGGCGCAUGUCUAUGUUGGAAGUGCAACCUUACAUUCUUUCACUGGUUUGAGCCUGCAUUGGAAAACGAAGUAUUUUGUGACUGUCGUGGCUGCUACCGAUGGCGGCGGAGACGUGACGGUGUCCUCUGACGGUGUGACGAUCAUCAGGCCCAAUGUUGACAUCACAGAUGUCAUUGUCAGAGAUGGCCUAGGAUGCAGUGAUUCUGUGAAUGGUGCUCUCCGAAGUGCAGUAAACCAGGCGAGAUGUUCACGAGAUAACACAUACCAAGUAUCUACUUCAUCAUAUGCGGCCCACUGGGAUACAAGCAACUGGCUGCUCAGUUAUCCUGAUGUACAAUGGAGUUUGCAAAAGAAAGUUCCUCGAACUGUUGACCUAUGGGACAUUGAACGAGAGUUUGAGCCCCUUGGAACAUCGGAUAUGGUGGUGGCUAGCGGUCUGCAUCUUGAACCAGGAACAACCUACAGAGCUGCUGUCAAGUUCUGUGUAGUGAAUGUAUGUUCUAAACCCAUAUACAGUGACGGUGUGACUGUCAUAGCACAUCCUCCAACACCAGGCAAUAUAUCGCUGACGUAUCGGGAAUCUGACAGUGGACAAGCACAGAUCCAGGUGAAGAUGACUCGGUUCCGUGAUCCUGAUAUAAAGGUACUACAAGAAGCUUAUGACGUCAUGGACAGAUACGAGUGGGGUCUUACAGAUGACAGUCACAACGACAAAAUGUUGAUAGACUGGCAGACAGUGGAUGCUGAUGAUAUUGAAAGUGUGGCUGAUGACAAGAUAAGUUUCACUCUAAACCUGCCAAAACUGAUUCGCUUUACCAAGUGCAGAAGAGUAUCAGUCAGGGGCUACAACCACGUUGGUUUACAUACAACGGUGUCAGCAGAUGUCAAAGAAUGUGCAGCAUAUAACCCUCCAAAUAUCGUGCCUGCAGUUGUCCUAGAUGUUAUCGGAGCAAACAACGAAAAUGUUGGUCAAGGAAUAACCUUAGAUCAGAAUAGUCACUGGAAUGAUGCUGACUACACUCCCUACAAGAACAUCCUGUCUGCUGUGUGGCCGACGCUACGUCACAGGAACUACACGUGGGCAGUGGUGGCAGGACCAGUUGACCCCUCAUCUCACUACAAGAGAGAGACUCUGAUGACCGUCACUGACCCCUGUAGCAUGCCGGAUGUCAUCAAGUGUGGACACACGGUGAACGAGUUCAUCAACGUGGAGUUUGCAGAGCUGUCCUACUUACAACACGGCAGGAGAUUUUAUGUGUGCAUCCAUGCUGAUGACAAAAACACUCGUUUUGAGAAGUGGACAUCACCUCUGACUGAAGUGAACGCCUGCAGUGACGGCAUCACUGUCGAUCUGACUCCACCUACACCGGGGACAGUGAACAUCGAGAACCUCAUAGACGGGACAUUUCAGGUUAGCAAAACAGAAGUUGCAAUUAGCUGGACCGCUUUUGAUGAUGUGGAAGAGGAAGGAUUCUCUACUCAUGCUGCUGGGAUUGCCUUUUAUGAAGUUGCAGUAGGUACUUUCCCUGGUGGACAAGAUGUUGUCAUUUACACCCGUGUUGGAUAUGUAAACAAGUACAUUCUACACAGGCUCAACCUGCAGACUGGAAGUACAUACUAUAUCUCAGUGAGAGCCACAGAUUUUGUGAAGAAGACAACAGUUGCUGUAUCAGGGGGUUUCCUUGUCGACGCCACACCUCCAGUACUAACAGGGCAACACAUUGACGUGGAGGGACGAUACAUUACAUCACGUCUUAUACAUGUCUGCUGGAGGAACGUUUUCUCAGACGAGGAAAGUGGAAUAAAGUCAUACAGCGUUGCUAUGGGCACCAGACUUGCGUAUGCUGAUGUGUCAGAGUACAUGAUGACCGUUGAGGAUUGUUUGGACAUUGACACACUUAAUAAAACAGAGGAUGGUCACUCGUAUUAUAUAACUGUGAAGGCCAUCAACGGUGCAGGUCUGUACACACUGUCAUCAUCACGACCUCUGGUUGUGGACACCACGCCUCCAUCUACUGGCCACGUCUAUGACGGAGUACAGUCAGCUGCCUCACAUGAUGACAAAGACAAGGACUAUAUCACCAGUGUCUCAGAGAUGGCAGCCUACUGGGAAGGCUUCGACGAUCCUCAUUCAAGUGUCGCCAUUUACAAGGUCAAGGUCGGAACCUGCGCAGGAUGUGACGACAAAAUGAAAGAAGCCAAGACAGGGCUACAUCAAUAUAUCAGCCUCCAGCACAUCCUGCUCUCCCCUGGAGUGAAGUACUUCACCACAGUGACAGCCUGUAACACAGCAGGCCUCUGCAGCAGCUCCUCAACCUCAGACGGUGUGAUCCUGGACAGCUCCCCACCAGUUCCUGGAACAGUGCAGGAUGGCACAGGCGACGUUGACAUACAGUUCCAGGCGACGAGGACAUUCAUCGGUUGCAAGUGGCGAGGCUUUAGCGACCCUGAAUCAGGAUUAGAUUACUAUGAAUGGCGUGUCGGAACAAAACCAGGAGCUGACGACAUUCUCUCAGCCCGCACUGCAGCCUUGGGUGAGGUCAUCUUCCACACCCUGCCACAUGACCAACAGUUGCCCGUAGGACGGACAUUGUACAACACUAUCCGGGCAUUCAACAAAGCAGGGCUUUAUUCAAAGGCCAUGUCUAAUGGGGUACUGGUGGAUGACAGCGUUCCCAUUGUGGUUACACCUCCGACAGUGAGAAGGUUAAUGUCCCUUGUUCCUAACACUACAGUCAGUCGGACAGCUCUGAGUCUACACUGGGAGUUCCAAGACGUUGAGUCCUCCAUAGAACGCCAGUACCUCUCCUUAUCAUCUCACCAGCUUGGAGAGAUAGAUAGUUCUAAUCUUGAGGUUCCUGGUUUACUUCGAGAAUACACUUUUGUGAACCUUGACUUGCAUGAUGGAAGUAAAUACAAGGUGAAGGUUACCGCGUGCAAUAUGGCGGGUCUCUGUGUAUCGGAACAUACAAACAACAUUUUGGUUGACAGCUCUAAACCAAAUACAGGUACGUUCGCCAUAGAAACCGACCACGCAGUGAAACUUGCACGACAUCAGACUGGCUUGAUGACUUGGACCGGGACCAGUCUGAACCUGGCGUGGCUUGGCUUCUCUGACCUACAUUCAGGGGUGGACCAUUACCUUGUAACAAUAGGAUCUCAUGAAUUCGGAACAGAUUACAAUACGGGUACACUACCGGAGAAGGUCUUCCACAGUGACUCGGGUGUGAACAAGGGUGAUGAAGGAGUCCUGCAACGUUUCACAGUACACACUCGUACCCUGCCGUCAUCAGGAUCUGUGUUUGUAGCUAUCUGGGGUGUGAAUGGGGUUGGCCUACAGAGUGAUGCCUACCACGCUGAACUGGUCCUGGAGGCAGACUCUACUCUGUGGCUGGUGAGGAGGUGCCAGGCCUACAACUGUGAGGGACAUUGUGUCUGUGCUGUGCAGGGCGGUACCUGUUCUGCCAGUAAAGCAUGUACACAAGACAAAACAGGUGGAGCAGAUAAAAACAUCACAAUCAAAGACGUGGUGGACGUCAUGUCUCCGGGUGGUUCUAAUGACGUCGACGUCAGUCUGUUCAACACCGUCAUGGCUGCCACUUGGACUGACUCGUCAGGGGGAUCACCUGUUUCACGAUAUGAAUACAGUAUAGGCGGAGAAGAGAGUGAUGAGCCAAUGGGAGUGUUUGACGCCACGGCCGACAGGGUUUGGUUUGAUGCAGGUCUACAAACAUCUGCUGUUGUCUCAUUACCUGCAGGCAAGUCUCUGACAUCUGGAGUAAAAUAUUCCUUCUUUGUGAGAGCGUGGUAUAACAAAACCAACAGCAUCUUCAAAUCGGAUGGCGUCCUUAUCCAAACAGCACCACCCACAGUAACAGUCAAGAUGGGCCAAGCUGUGAAAGAGCUUGCACACCCAACUGACACCAAAGAUACAGACUUUCAGACACAGAACGAAACUCUGUUUGUCCAGUGGAGUGGAAAGUUCCUUCAGGGUCAGAGCGGCAUCCUCAGAUACAGGGUCUUUAUCAGCACUGUGCAAGGAGGUCACAGUAUCCAUGAAUCAGGGGACCUGACCUUCACCAGCUAUACAGCGACAGGUCUGAGUUUACGUCCAAACACCGUCUACUACUGCAGUGUCCUGGCUUACAACAAGGCUGGUCUGGUCAGCUGGGCCUAUUCUGAUGGAGUACAGGUGGACGUCAUGCCUCCAGUGGCAGGCAGAAUAAUGGACGGACUCCGAUGGUAUGAUAUAUACAAUAUCCAUGACGUGGACUACCAGAGUUCAACAUCCGAAGUCUCUGCCUCCUGGUACGGCUUCUCGGACACAGACUCCACCAUAGCCAAGUAUUUCUGGUGUGUGGGGACAAUCAACGACACAUCAGAUUGCAGUGUGAUGGACUGGUUGGCUACAGGACUACACACAUCUUCUAGGAGGUCACUCUUAUCUCCAAUCGUUAAUGGUACAAGAAUAUGGAGCAAGGUGUAUGCGGUGGAUGCUGUUGGUUACACCUCUGAUGUUGUUGUAUCUGAUGGAGUCGUUGUUGAUGCAUCUCCACCUGAACGUCAGGAUGUAGCAUAUCUUGGAGACAAUCUGGUGAAGAACCCAUCUUUCGAGGUAGACGAUAUUACAGGUAGUACAUCAAGCUGCAACCUCGUCAUACCAACAUCAUGGGAAACUGACACAGCGUCCUGUAUCAAGGUUCAGGCGCCGGAUUCACCUUUAGCUAAAGAUGGACAUAUGUUUGUGUCCGUAAGUGGAAGCAUCCAACAAACGAUCUCAGGUCUUGAGGUUGGGAGGCAGUACAAGCUGACUCUGCAUGCUGGAUACCCAGAGACUGUUUCCAACACCCACAGAUCAGUUGAUGCAAUAGUUACAAUAGGAAGUGAAGUCUUCAGCUUUACCCUUGACCCUAACCUCUGUAGAGGCACCUGCAGUGUCGGAGAUCACUCAGUCGUCCUCUGGAACAAGCACACAUACAGGUUCACAGCCGUAGAUACCAGUGUAGUGCUGAAGAUAACGUCAUCGUCAAGGAUGAUGGAGUUUGUACUGGACCAUGUAAGUGUCCAGACUGUGGACUAUGUUGCUGGUCAGGACAGUGUGGACACAGAGGAGCAUCUGGUGGUCCACUCUGUGUUCCUGUCACACUGGUCAUCUCUACAUGCUUCCUGGCACUUUGAGGACCUACAAUCUCCAAUUACACAGUACAAGUGGGCGAUUGGCACAACUCCAGGUGGUACACAUGUCCAGGGCUACACGGACCUAGGUCGAGCCACACAGGGAACACUGUCUAAUGUGCAGCUGCUCCAUGGCGCCACUGUUUACAUUACUGUCAUGGCGACGAAUGCUGCUGGGCUGACAGCUGUGACAUACUCUGACGCCAUCACAGUAGACAUGACUGCACCACAGUUCGACCUCAUCAGUGAUGGUCUGGAUGGACGAGAUGAAGACUAUCAGACAUCAGGUGUGGUGAGUGUCUACUGGCAAGUCAGAGAUGAAGAAUCAGGUGUAGAACACUGCGACUGGGCUAUUGGGAGGACACGAGGCAGCAGUGACAUGAAACAGUUUGAGAGGGUCCCCCCAGGUCAGUCCACAGCCCAACAUGACAUCGCCUCUAAGAUCCACUCGUCAUCUGUGACAGUCUACACCACAGUCCGGUGCUUCAACAAGGCGGGGCUGGCGGCGGCCAUGACGUCGGAUGGAGUUGAAGUGGUCCAGACAAGGAACCAGACAUCAGUUCCUGGCUUCAGUGUCCUGAGAGAAAGUCAGUCGGUGUACAGUGAGAGGGAUAUGUGUCACCAGAGUCAGGAGAAAGUCCGACUCCGAUGGGACAAAACCAGCCGACAUUUCAAAACAGUGAUUGGUAUUGAGGGAGAUACGCUGACACAGCAGAAUGUCGUCCCCGUCCAUCUGGAGUACACCUUGGCCACAUUAGUGGGUGUAACACUGAAGGAUGGAUCGACAUAUCAUGCCCUCAGUUUUCCUAUUGACGGGAUGGGAACACACGGAGAGACAACUAUGUUGAACUUCACGGUGCAUGGGCUUCCUCCAGCGAUAACAGCUUCUGACCGUUUGUCUGUGGUCAAAACUGGCGACCGACUGACCGUCGCCUGGCGGAAUAUGUUUGCUUCUCCCUGGGACGACCUGAAGUAUGAAGUUCACGUUGGAACAGUUCUCGGAGGCGCCGAUAUUGUAGACAAGCUGUUAACAGAGAACGAUGAAAUCACUCUGACUUUAAAUUCGCAAUAUCGCGGAUUUGAUGAGAUUUAUGUUACUCUAAACGCUAUUGACACGUGUGGUCUGUCGACCUGGUCCACACAAACAGUAAGCUUGAACUAAGUGCACUUCAUUCGUGUUUCCUAUAUUAUGGUAAAAUUUAAAACCAGCAUGGUGCACCGAUUUUCAUUCUCUUCAAUUAUGAUAUAUUAUACAAUUAUUCAAUCUGAAUAGUAAUUCAUAGAAUAACACAAACUAUACUUUUACGAACACAUUACUCAUUUUGUGCAAUGCAAAUGCACACGCAACAUGUCUCUCAUGAGAAAGGUAUUCGCCUUUUCAUGGAUGCAGACCGAGCGGCAUACUGACAUGCAACAGGGGACAUGAAGCGUGAAUGUUAUACAUAUUUUUUCUAUACUUACAUGGCGUGAUUUUUGUAUUUUCUUAUAACCUUGGUAUUUACAUUUUUUAUCCAUCCUAUUCACAUAUACGUUCAAUAUAAUUAUCCACCAUAACUGAACGUAACCUAUAAACAAACACACACAAACAUCCUUGUACUUGUGGAUGUCAAGGAAAGAAAUAUGAUUGUAUCGAUUAGUAUACUAAAUAACAGGAUUGCAGGAGGGGAAUACCCGAGUAACUCCCAUUCUCCUGAAGUGAUUGAACCAAGGAUCCUCCUGAAUAUGGAAAGUUUUUAGAAUAUUCUCCUUCUUGACAGAACCCUACUUUCACACUCUUUCAUUUCUUACUUGUGGAAGCUAUCUGAAAAAUAAACGCGAACUUUGUGUAGCUUCA
Molecule: messenger RNA, 11026 nt
Organism: Haliotis rubra (blacklip abalone)
Lineage: Eukaryota; Metazoa; Mollusca; Gastropoda; Lepetellida; Haliotidae
Molecular function (GO): protein binding
Source: RefSeq, a predicted model, not a curated record